AUGGCGCCUCUCAUCCUCCACAAUGUUCCCGACGAGGAACUCUACAUCGGCGACGACGGCAUAAAGCGCCCCUACGCCAUGGUCUUCCCACAACAAGAUGGCCUCCCCGGUGCUAGAAACCGCCGCGGCGCCCCAGAGACGGGCUCCUUCGGCAAGUCCACACGCCGCUCCCGCUCCCGCACAGGGACACCCGCCCGCCGCGAGAACCCAACCGUCGCAGCCGCCGACAAGAUCUUUGGCGACUGGAUCUCCUCCCAAGCGAACGUCACCGCCCUCAACACAGCCGCCAACGCAGGCACCUCAUCACAACAACCAGGUACAACCACCAGCUCCUCCGCCGCCGUCGGCACCCAACGCAAAACCUCAGGCCUCUCACAAGCGCCCCUCCUAGCCUCCGAAGAAGCUCCCACCGCCGCCGCAGCCGGCCCCCGCCUCGCCCGCCGCGAGCCCACCGAAGUCAUCCUGCGCGGCUACCGCUCCCCCUCCCAGCAGUACGCCGCCCUCGCCCACUACGAGCAGCUCGCCGGCCUCAUCUGCGAAGACUACCCCCGCGAGCCCCCCCUCGAGCAGCGCCGCUACAAGUCAGAGCUCCGCGACCCGGCCUUCACCCGCCGCCGCGUCCUCACCCCCGAGGAGCGGGCAAAGGUCAACCGCGCCGACGGCGGCGAGCACUGGGUCAAGGUCACCUUCGAGUCCGCCGACGCCGCGGACGCCGCGUGCUACGCCAGCCCCCAGCGCGUCAACGGCUACCUCGUCUACGCGGAGCCCUACAGCGGCUUCCCCCCGGUCCGCGAUGAGCCUAUCCCCGAUGUCGACUCCCUCGUGCCCACCCACGACGACCUGCACCGCUCCCAGUCCGUACCCGCAGGCACGUUCGGCAGCCAUGCCACACCUCGCAAGCGUCUCCAGAAGCCGAGCAACCCCUUCGCCGCGAACGCCCGCACCAUGUCCGACCUCUCCCCGCCCACGUCCCUCACCUCCUCCAACACGAUGGACACCGCGACAAUGUCAAACAUGUCCUCCGCCACGGUGACCAUGACCGACGCCCCGCCCCUCGAGCCCUCCUCGUCCACGUCCCAGUCCACCGCCGUCCUGCAGAUGACGACUGAAGACAGUCUCUACUGCCGCCGCAUCCCCACCGCCCGGCGCGCCCGGCUCCUGCCCGCCGAGCAGGCCCUGCUCCCGCAGCAGAGCUACGCCCAGCGCCUCGUCAACGCCGUGCCCUUCCUCAAGUGGUUCAGCGGCUCCAUGAUCGGCAACGAGGUCCCGCGCACCGACACGGGCGAGUUCGACUGGAACCGCGCCAGCCUGUACUGGAAGGUCAUCUGCUGGCUUGACGCGACGUUUGGGCUAUUUGGCGGCGAGAUCCUGACCGCCGACAAGGACGACUAG
Molecule: messenger RNA, 1392 nt
Organism: Colletotrichum siamense
Lineage: Eukaryota; Fungi; Ascomycota; Sordariomycetes; Glomerellales; Glomerellaceae
Gene: NUP53
Product: Nucleoporin NUP53
Exons: 2
Coding region: 1-1392 (463 amino acids)
Source: RefSeq, a predicted model, not a curated record